Cyphellophora europaea CBS 101466 is the source of this 2742-nucleotide messenger RNA. RefSeq lists its product as uncharacterized. Bases 1 to 2742 code for a protein of 913 amino acids. NCBI's taxonomy places the organism in Eukaryota, Fungi, Ascomycota, Eurotiomycetes, Chaetothyriales, Cyphellophoraceae. The transcript has 3 exons. The record is from RefSeq and is a predicted model, not a curated record. Gene Ontology annotation, molecular function: DNA binding. Gene Ontology annotation, biological process: regulation of DNA-templated transcription.
AUGGGCCAGAACAAGAUCAUCGAGAACGAGGAAGAGUUCCUAGAUGAUGUCGCUGCGUUCCACGAGCAACGAGGAACCAAUUUCGAGAGAGAUGCAAAGAUAUCGGGCAAAUCAAUAUCCCUGCACCAGCUUUAUCAUAUAGUCAUGGAAAGAGGUGGCUAUGACAAGGUCUCCGAUGAGCGUAUGGCAUGGCGGCAGCUCGUCAAACCUUUGGGACUCGGCCACCAACAUGAAGGCGCCAUGACAUUCCAGAUCAAAAGCAUGUACUACCGCAAUCUGGCCGCAUAUGAGAUUGCAAAGUACUGGGGAGAGAAACCUCCCCCGAAGGAGAUCCUCGAGAAUCUGACAGCAAAGGGCGGCAACCUGCGCACACGCACCCUCGAGAACUAUCCCAUUCCUGGUGCACGAGAAACCAUGGCCCUGGGCGACGGCAGUGAAUCUGUCGACGACGAGCAGCGAACGCCUCGACCGGAGCGGAUGGAGACAGAAGAGCCAGGCAGUGGUAGUCGAUACCCUUCCAGAAAUCUGCGUCAGGAUCCCAAGCGGACACAGCUUUUCCAGCCAGACACGUCUGCGAGUCGUGCCAGGGCCGCGCGCUCCACUAAUUCUCCCCAGCCCAUGCCUCCUCAGCACAACUAUUCGAGUGCCUCAUCAGAUCCUCGGAGUUCCUCAUUUAACAUUCAGAAUUAUGAACCACGACAGCCAAUGCCACUGACUUUGCGGCCGGUCACUACCCCCGGAAGCAAUCCUGCCCUGUUCUACCAACAGAAAGCCCUGGCAAAGGCUCAGUCCUUGCCGCGACCAAAACCAGAUCCUCAACAAUUCUUUCGCCAUAUGAUUCCUUCCAUGGGCGGGCCUAAUAUCUACCUGCGAUGUUUGUAUGGGUUGCGAUCAGGCAUUCCCGAAGAACAACACUUUGCGCUUCAUCAUUUGGUCAAAGUUUCAUUCGAGCGCGGUGACAAAUACAAGUUCGAAGGCUUCCCGCUGCUUGCCGAAUCAUUACUCGAAAAAGUUAUGGAGAUCAUGCCGCUGGUCUACGGCGUGACGUGGGAGGUGUCCUACAACGAGCCCGAAGGCACUGCCCCUGAGGGCACUUUGAACGCCGCGUUCGGUACCCCUGACCUCGCCAAUCGGUUGAAUAGCCUGAAGUCAAGGUUCGAGGCUGAAGACGAUUCGUCGGAUGACUCCUAUGACCGUCUGGAAAAGCUAAACGAGGCUGCCCUGGUUCUCCGCAACAUGGUGACACUGGACGAGAACGCUAAGUUUCUUGCGCCUUUCUGGCUGUUCCGAGACUUCCUCACGAUCGCCAUCAGCCUGCCACAACAGCCAAGACUCGCAGAGUUUCGUCGUUACGCUCUCGAGAUGGCAGGAUGGACUACUCGAUAUUGGGAGAUGCAACCGAAGGACCCGUUAUAUCUCUCGCUACUAGAGUACCUGGCCUCACCUGACCGAGCGAUGCUGCUGACAUCGCUACAAGCGAUUAUUCGAAUUGGUAUUGAGCUUGAGCCAGUUUUCCGACUUACGGAUGUUCCUCUAUCGGCAAUACAGCGAUUAGUGGCACUAGUACUACUCGAAGCUGACGACGAGCUUGUCGAGCCUGCGCUGGACUUCCUGUACGAAUACAGCGCCAUCUACGAGAACAAUCAUGAACUCCUGGCGGCUAGUCCAAGGCUGUACGCGAAUCUUAUCCCACGCCUGGUAGCGCUUCUGAAUCACAACCCUACAACCACCAAAGAACAGAUAUUGAGCAGGCCAAAGGCACAGCGUAAUCCUGUUCCAGCCACGAUACCACAAGUACCCGCGGACUUACAUGCGCAGCUUCUGCAGUUGCAGGAACCAGCCCGGUCGUCACGCUGGUUGAAAUCUUGUUUUGAGGAAUCCAGGGAGGAUGACAUAACCCAGAUCGCCAUUUGGCAAGCCUACCAGAGUCGUUUCGCCCACAAUGGCGCUAUGCCUGCAGCCGAGUUCAUCAAAAAUGUCUCGACGACAUUCAGCAACGCACAGGCUCAGGUGAUUAAUGGACCCCAACCGCGUUUCAUCAUCAAGGGCAUCCGGCCACGACGAAUCUUGGUAGAUCUUCAGGGUCAACCCUAUUUUAAGUGCUGCUGGGAGAACGAAAAGGUCGACCCCUCCGAUGCUGCAAGGCCUCAUGCACAGAAGCACGUUUGCAACGUGUGGCAAGCUAGUCGCAAGGGAUUAUGGGCUCAUAUGCUUAAUGACCAUCUGGCUGUGCCUCGGAACGAGGAUGGAACGUACGACAACAACGCAACGGCUGAGUUCCAUUGUAGGUGGCAAGGCUGCUUGCGGUCCUCGCCUUUUACAAAGGCAAGUGACAUCGGCGCACACCUAAGGGCACAUAUUCCAGAGACAGCCCAAGCCAUGGAGAAGCUCAUCUACGAUCUUGCCGGGAUGGGACCUGAAAAAGAACCCGAAGUGACGGAACACACCUCUUACUAUACGCAAAUUGAUGAAUACGGCACUCCAGCAGGCAUUUCGUUCAUGAGCGUCAUGAUAUUACGCAACCUCGCGCGGUUUGCUAACAAGCAUGGCGCCGAGUAUCAUCAGAACGGUUCAACGCUCAUGGAUAGACUAUUCGGAGGUGUGAACCGAGACCUGUGGCAUGCGUUCAACCUUAACAGAACGCUUCGGCCAUGGGUUGGUCAGUUGCUGGCCCUGGUCGAGAAGGGAGAACAGCAGGAGCCUAGAGGGGUGAAGAGGGAUCAUGAGGGCGAAGAUGAUUAG